AUGUUUGAUAUCAUGAGCCCUCAGAUAUCUUUCACCAAGAAGCGUCGCUGGUCUCCUCGGAUGGAGGACCAAUAUAAACUGGCGAAUGCGAAAAAGAAUCUCUCUAGCCUCCAUACCUUCACUUUUAAUUUCUUGAAGAACAAGACCUCACCGAGAACCAAGUACAGAGAUUCUCAGGUUGAGAUUCCACAUUCCGACGAAGAGAGGAUUGCCUGUAUGCUUGCAAACGCGACGCAUACCGAAUUGGAUCUCCAUAAACAGUCCGACUCUGACGGAGAUCAAGGUCGCCCUCUGAGCUCAUUGUCUAGCAACACAAGCUCAAGAAGAAGCAUUCACGGCAGCCCCCCGGUCACCCCGCUUCUUGUCCAUUCUGAACUAAAUCUUACAACCACCGAGCCAUUUCCAGACUACUACGAGUCAUGCGAGCAGAAUCCGGCGAUCAUCGACAAGGACCUCGAGGAGGCAUAUAAUAAUGCUAUCGCAAAAGUGUUCGAAGAGUCCGUGCGAAUGAGAAACCUUGGUGCCGGUAACCCUGCUACAGUCUCCCCUCUUGCAACUCACGUUGGCUGCCCUGUCACAACUGACAGUCACCCCAGACAGGCCAAGCCCAGCAUUUUGCUCACAUCACACUCCACUCUCCAUAGUGACACUACUAGUCGCAGCCAGUCCGAUACGGCACCAACCCCUAUCUCUCAAAUCUCGUCUGCCACAUCUGUCCGUGCCGACUCCGACAAGGGCGCAUCCAUGACUUCUACCUCUCAGGCCUGGAUCUCCCUUGACGACACUGGUGCCCACAAAGUUUCUAAUGCGACUCCCGCCAAUGAUGUUUCUGUUCGAGAUGUUGCUUCUGGAUCAGCCCCCAUAUCCACCAUUGCGCCCCAAUUUAUGGCGGAUAGGAAGGCCAAUAUCCAAGCCAGACAUGUCCCUUCCAGUUCAUCGUCUGCUGCCAGUAAUGACUCAUCGGAAGGGGCUCUGAGCCAACUAUCUCCGGUUGUAUCUGUGUCGCACCUCGUCUCUGGUACUAGUGAUACCAGGACUCGCGAUGACCAGAACAACCAAUACUAUGCACCGAGCUUCCACUCCUCUCAGCAUACUCUGUCUGGGGCUAUUGGUAGUCAUAACGUAGGUCAGGCUUCCUUCUCUUCAAUCCAGGGCUCCAUGUCACUCUCUGGAAGCACUUGUAGCAGCCAGACGUGCAAGAGGACGCUCUCCAUUGAUGAAAUGGCUAUGCCAGAUGAGCCUCCCACCCCGAAUUUUCAACCUCCCAUCGGAACGGGAAGGCCUCUGCCUGGCACUACCCCAAUGCCUGCUCGUAACCCACAUAUGCAGCGUCGCCUUCAUGAAGCCGAAGAGCGAAAGCUUAACAUCCUCGAAGAGAUGAGGAUCAUACUUCGUGCAGACCAUAUGAAGGACGACAUUCAGAGACGCUUUACUGCCAUGACCAACAUUAUCCUCCGCAUGGAGUGGAUUCUGUUCCGUCGUGACGUGAAGCCCGACGGUACUCACGCUAAGGAAUUUCUCUCUGCUCCCGUCGUCGAAGAGGUCCAAGCACUGGCGAUUCCAAUGGUCCAAUACCUUGCCUGGCUCGACAAAAAGCUUGAGAGUGAGCUCAGCAUCUCACAACAGGUCCUCCAUUGGAUCAUACAGAUCGCGAAGAAUCAGGAUCUCGACGUAUAUCAGCGUUUUCGACAGACGGCUCGGGUUAUCAUUGGAAACCUCCGAAAGCCGCGCCUGCUCGAAAAACACCUCUUGACUGUCUUCCAAGAUCUGUAUGACACGUACGUGUACAGUGAUUUCCUCAAUAUCCGCAAUCGACAGAUUCUCCGCGAAGAAGGGCUUCACAUCGAGCGUGAUAAUCUCGCCCGCCUCUUAAUUGCAGGCUGGGAUGUUCUGAGCCGCGCCAUCGAGAACUACAACGAGAUCAUUACUAUCAACCUCGAUCUUAAAAGCCGCUUCGUUGAUCCGAUCAUGGAUCGACUACCUCGUUCGUAUGAGAUCUGGGAGGAAGAGUGGAAGGAGCACCAGCGGCAGUGCGAAAUACUGCGGAAUAUGGAGUUGGAAAAACUCUGGACGGAGGUGGAGGAGAGGGCUUGUGCUGAGGCGGAGGAGCAGGAGUUUGCCCGGGCCCAGGCUCGUGCGAUGGCUGAGUUCAGGGCUCAGAUGCAGUUUCCUGGGCAGGGACAGAGCUCUGGACAGUGGCAUGUUGACUCCCGUAUUCAAGUUUAG
Molecule: messenger RNA, 2226 nt
Organism: Aspergillus nomiae NRRL 13137
Lineage: Eukaryota; Fungi; Ascomycota; Eurotiomycetes; Eurotiales; Aspergillaceae
Exons: 2
Coding region: 1-2226 (741 amino acids)
Source: RefSeq, a predicted model, not a curated record